Messenger RNA from Bufo bufo (common toad), 1764 nucleotides. It is a transcript of the gene JPH4, whose product is annotated as junctophilin 4. Gene Ontology annotation, biological process: regulation of synaptic plasticity. The record is from RefSeq and is a predicted model, not a curated record. Gene Ontology annotation, cellular component: plasma membrane; junctional membrane complex; endoplasmic reticulum membrane. Bases 1 to 1764 code for a protein of 587 amino acids. The transcript has 5 exons. NCBI's taxonomy places the organism in Eukaryota, Metazoa, Chordata, Amphibia, Anura, Bufonidae.
AUGUUCAGCGGGGGAACAUUUGGGUUUUCAGAUGGUGGAUGUUAUGUGGGAGACUGGCAUGAGGGUCGCGCACAUGGAUAUGGGAUAUGUAAGGGCCCUACAAGGCAGGGAGAAUACAGUGGCCUUUGGAGUAAUGGAUUUGAGUCUCUGGGAGUAUAUACAUGGCCCAGUGGUAACACAUAUCGUGGCUACUGGGACCAAGGCAAAAAAAAUGGCCUAGGCGAAGAGCACAAAGGACGAUGGUUGUAUCGAGGCGAGUGGACACAUGGAUUAAAAGGAAGGCUUGGAGUGAGGGAGAGCCUCUCUGGAGCAAGAUAUGAGGGUCUAUGGACAGACGGACAGCAGGAUGGAUAUGGCGUGGAGACAUAUUCAGAUGGAGGUACGUAUCAAGGACAGUGGCAGGCUGGUAAACGUCAUGGAUAUGGGGUACGUCAGAGUGUCCCAUAUCACCAAGCUGCACUCUUACGCUCUCCUCGAACACCAACCCUCAAUUCUUUGCCUCAUUCCCCUGGUGCCCAUUCUCAUGCCAAUCCAGGACUCCUGCCAGGAAGUCCAGCCUCCGGAUCACGUGGGGGAUUUGUUCUAAAAGUUCAAGGGGUUGGAUCAGAUGGUCCAGGAACUGGAGUGAGUGGUAAGCCCAAAAAGAGAGGCUUUUUUUUCACACGUUCACUCAUACUAAGUGGUUUCCGACUUCAUCGUGGAUCAGACACCAAAGCACCUUCAGGUGGUCGAGACAGCCAACGUAGUUCUUUAAGAAGUGAGACACGGGGGGCUGGAGGAUCCUUGGGGUCUAGUGCCAGUCAGGAUGGAUCAAGUGCUAGUGUUGCAGAAACAGAGUCUGAGUUGGCAAUUGCUGCAUGGGAAACAGAGACUUAUGCUGGUGAAUGGAAGGGUGAUCGCCGCAGUGGAUAUGGAGUAAGCCGAAGGUCCAACGGACUUUGCUAUGAAGGAGAAUGGUUACGAAAUCGACGGCAUGGCUAUGGAAGAACCACCUAUCCUGAUGGGUCACGUGAAGAGGGAAAGUACAAAAUGAAUAUGCUGGCGAGUGGAAAAGUCAAAAGCCUGUUCCCGCUACGAAGAGGAAAAGGGAGGGAGAAAGUGGAAAGAGCUGUGGAGGCUGCAAGAAGAGCAGAAGUUACAGCAAGACAAAAGCAAGAUAUGGCAAUAGCCAGUGCUGCUGAUGCUCGUCUUCAGGCUGAUUCUGCUUCUGUAGCUGCACAACAGGCACUGGAAGCAUCUCGUACUGCUCAAAUCCUCUCUCAUGACCUGGAAGAACUGCUGGAGACACCAAGCUCACAAUGUGUACAGGAUGAGGAGGAGCACAGUGUUGAAGGUGACAUGCCUUGGCUUAGACAGUGUUCCACCGAUAUGUGUAAUGAAGGAACACCUUUGUCUGACCAAACCCCAGAACCAAGCUUGCCUCCCAGCCACCCUGAUACUCCCCCAGGUGUGUUGUGCAGCCAUCUCAGAGACGGGACUCCAUGCCCCCCAAUCCAGGAAGAAGAUUCUCCUUCUCAGGUGGGAACUCCUGCACAUGUUGUUGAUCACCCAGUGGAACAAGAAACCAUUGAAUCCAUGCCUGAAAAAGAACUAAAUAACCCUUCACCCAGCACAGAAUGCAUGGAAGAACCAGUGGAUACUGGGGGGACACAUGAGCCCCCCAAAAAACCUCGUAUGCAAAUGGAUGCUGACCCUCUUGUGGUGGCUGUCGUGCUGUUUCUUGAUGUUUCGCUCGCAUUCCUCAUCUCGUAUUUUCUGACAUGA